Molecule: messenger RNA, 1950 nt
Organism: Aspergillus thermomutatus
Lineage: Eukaryota; Fungi; Ascomycota; Eurotiomycetes; Eurotiales; Aspergillaceae
Product: SAP domain protein
Exons: 1
Coding region: 1-1950 (649 amino acids)
Source: RefSeq, a predicted model, not a curated record
AUGACUGAUUAUUGGACCUGGAAAGUGACCGACCUGAAAGCGGAGCUGAAGCGGCGCGGUAUUCCGCAGACGGGUCUGAGAGUCAAACAAAAUUUUAUCGACAGGCUUCUGGAAGAAGAUGCAAAGCAAGAGGGUGAAGGCGCGAACGGCGAAUUGACAAGUCCUCAAGAUGCGCCAGACGCUAACGAGCAGUUAACGACUGAACAGCCUGUGCAGGAACCCGACGCCGACAUUUCUCAACCGGAAGAGCCUAAGCCGCAGGUGACAGCGCCGGAGUCUGAAGAGCCCAAAGAGGACAAAGAAGAGAAGCGAACACCUGAAAAGGUAGAGCAAGUGGAGGAACCGAUUGUACAAACCGAGCAACCUAAGCCCGAACCUCCAGCGGAAGGAUCGGCGACUGAUACAGAAGCGAAGGAACAACCUGAGGUUUCGAGCAAGGAAUCACAACAUGAUCAGGUCGCAGACGCCGGAAUUGGCGGUGGAAGCAGUGCGCCUUCACUCGCGCAAGCACAGCCUGAAGCUGAGCACCCUGCCGAACCGGUCGAGCAGGCUCCCGGAAGCGCAGAAACGGUGCAGCCUACACCUGCAGGACCAGACUCCAAAGAACUUCCAGAUUCUGCUGAGAAGACUGCGACUCAACCAUCGGCAGCGACUACCGGACUGUCAACGCCUCUCCCUGUGGACGAGAUGAUCGAGGACACUCGGAAGCGGAAGCGUCGCAGUCAAACUCCUAUUCCAACACCGGAGGCGGUUGCAAGCAAAAGGGUCAAGGCCCUGGAGGAGUCGCCCCGAGUUCUACUGCCUGAAGACCGUGAUAUCAUGGAUGUGGAAGAUAGUUCUGAGAAGAAGGCCGCUGCCGCCGCCGCCGUUCCUGGUGAGAACGAGCAUGUCCAUAACCAAAAUGCAGCUGAAGGAAAUGCUCCGAUUACUGAUGCGACUCGUCGUGCAUCGAUAAGUGAUGACGUGCGGACAAAGGGAACUGCGCCUAUCAAGCAAGAUGCUCGUUUCAAGGACCUUUUUGCACCAGCAGACAGAGAGCAGAUUCGCGCCCCAUCACCUCCGGCAGAUACAGCAAUGGAAGAUGUUGAGGUCGAACCCGCGCUACACGUCGCGACCGCAGCCUUGUAUAUCGAUGGACUGAUGCGUCCUCUUCAACCUACUGCACUUAAAAACCAUCUUGUCAGCAUCGCAACGGCUCCUGGCUCAUCACCCGAUCCUGGCGUGAUCGUUGACUUUUACUUGGAUCCCAUCAAAACGCACUCUUUUGUCACGUUCACCAACAUAUCGGCUGCCUCGAGAGCGCGAACAGCCUUGCACGGUGUUGUUUGGCCCAACGAAAGCAACAGAAAGACUCUAUUUGUCGAUUUCAUUCCCGAGCGAAAGCUGCAGCAAUGGGUCGCAAAGGAGGAAGAAUCGCGCAGGCGCGGUGGUCCCCCGCCUCGUUGGGAAGUCCGGUAUGACCGGACCGACGAUGGUGUCGAGGCUGUUCUGCAGGAAGUGGACCCUAAGGGUGCCGCUUCGCGUCAGGCGCCUGGUCGAGCCUCGACUGACUUCUCUCGUCCCCCUCCCUUGGGCCCCAGAGCAAGCAUUGGCAAUAAGGACAGACGCCCUAGCGGCCCUCCACCCCCAGAACUUCGUCCUAGACCUGGGCAAGGGUUCAAGCCGUUGGAUGAUCUCUUUGAAUCCACUACAACCAAGCCGAAGCUCUACUACCGCCGUGUCCCUCGCGAAGUGGCCGACCGACGUCUGGAUCGGUUCGAUGACCUGCUGCGGAAAGGAUCGUUUCCGCGGCGUGGCGGCGAUGAGACUAGGCGAAUCACAUUUGAAGACGGUGACUUCUUCGUUGACAAUGGGCCGGAGUUUGGAAGCCGUAGCAACAGACCGCGCCGUGGCCGGGGUCGUGGAGGCAGCAUGGGGGACUCAUGGAGAGGUAGAAGAGGCCGUGACUAA